UGUGCUCCAUCCCCCUCCUUUUCCCCCUCACUCUAGUCCUCUGCUCCGCCAGCAGGGGGCUGGUGGCGCACCGCCAUUGAACAAAACCCUCAACCCAGAUCGGAAACUAAGCCGCCGGCAUGUCGUCCUCCAACGACGCCCCCGUCAGCCCUCGCUCCCAGCUCGUGCUGAGCUGCUUCGAGGAGCUCCUCGACUUCGCGGUGGCGGACGUGGCGUCGGAGUGCCACCGCAUCGCGCGCCUAGGCCUCGACCGCAGCAUCGACGCCGAGGAGGAGGAGCUCCGCCUCUGGGCCGCGCGCGUCGCCGGCGACCACCCCGGCGCCGAGGACGGGGCCACCCGCGGGGCCGGGGGAGGAGGGGGGAACAAGGGCGCGCCCGACGUCUUCGGCCAGACGCACCCCGCCAUCGCCGCCGACGUCGUCGACUGCAUGAACUGCGGUCGCCCCGUCGUCGCCGGCCGCUUCGCCCCGCACCUCGAGAAGUGCAUGGGCAAGGGUCGCAAAGCUCGCGCAAAGACCACAAGGAGCAGCACAGCUGGACGGAACAGAAACAGCAAUGGGGAGGAGCAUAGCAACCAUACAUUCCAGGAGUCCUGAUCGCAAGCUGUGCUUCUGUCAUGCUAUCGGUGCUUGAGCGCCGUACGAGGGCGAAGCGCGUUACCUUAUCAAUUUGGCUUGCGUGCUACUAUCUGUUGCCUCGAGUCCUCUGUAUAUUAGGGCUUAAGAAUGUUUUGUUUAUCAAGUGAAUUCUUGGCCAUCCUGUAUAGCUAAUUCCUUCCAGUAAGUAAUACAGUUCGUUCCAGCACCAAGUUAUUUGGUCGAGUAAAUUG
Molecule: messenger RNA, 829 nt
Organism: Triticum urartu
Lineage: Eukaryota; Viridiplantae; Streptophyta; Magnoliopsida; Poales; Poaceae
Product: SAGA-associated factor-like protein
Cellular component (GO): DUBm complex; SAGA-type complex
Source: RefSeq, a predicted model, not a curated record